AUGGCCCUGUCUCUCGCAGCUCGACAACUGGUAUGGAUUCGUAAUGCCUUGCUCGAACUCCAACAACAAUACCAGUACUUCAUCCACGCCGACAACACAGGUUCUAUCGAACUCUGUCGGAACCCACGCAUCCACGACCGGUCCAAGCACAUCGACGUUCACUACCACUACACACGUGAACAACUCGAAGCCGGAACCUUCGAAAUCCUCUACGUCCCUACCGAAGACAAUGUCGCGGACAUAAUGACCAAAGGACUACCAAAACCAGCUCACCAAAAAUUGUCAGAAUUGAUACGAUGUGGCAAGUGA
Morchella sextelata is the source of this 309-nucleotide messenger RNA. RefSeq lists its product as uncharacterized. Bases 1 to 309 code for a protein of 102 amino acids. NCBI's taxonomy places the organism in Eukaryota, Fungi, Ascomycota, Pezizomycetes, Pezizales, Morchellaceae. The record is from RefSeq and is a predicted model, not a curated record. The transcript has a single exon.